CGCCUAAGCCCGGAGAGCGCCCGGCACUGCAGCCGCCGACGCAGCAGCGGUCCCAGCUCGCUGAGCCUCGAGACACGCGGAUUCCCGGGCGGCCCGGGAGGGCGCUGCGUGAGGGCGCGCGAGGCGGCGCGGGGCAGGCCGCACGAGCCCCUGGUCGCCCCCCGCCCGCGGGCGGACCGGCCCAGCGCAGCCCCGGCACGGGGAGCGCCGGCCGGGCGAGGGCGCGGGCGAUGCCGCGGUGACGGCCCCGCCAUGGCGAAGCCCCCGGCGGCAGCGGCGGCGGCGGCGGCGGCGUCGUCGGAGGAGCUGAGCCAGGUGCCGGACGAGGAGCUGCUGCGCUGGAGCAAGGAGGAGCUGGCGCGGCGGCUGCGGCGCGCCGAGGGCGAGAAGGUGGGCCUCAUGCUGGAGCACGGCGGUCUGAUGCGCGACGUGAACCGGCGGCUGCAGCAGCACCUGCUGGAGAUCCGCGGCCUCAAGGACGUGAACCAGCGGCUGCAGGACGACAACCAGGAACUGCGCGAGCUCUGCUGCUUCCUCGACGACGACCGGCAGAAGGGGCGCAAGCUGGCGCGCGAGUGGCAGCGCUUCGGGCGCCACGCGGCCGGCGCCGUGUGGCACGAGGUGGCCCGCUCGCAGCAGAAGCUGCGCGAGCUCGAGGCGCGCCAGGAGGCCCUGCUGCGUGAGAACCUGGAGCUCAAGGAGCUGGUGCUGCUGCUGGACGAGGAGCGCGCGGCGCUGGCGGGGGGCGCGGGUGGCGGCGGCGGUGGCGGCGGCGGUGGUGGUGGUGGCGCCGGCUCCCGUAGCUCCAUCGACAGCCAGGCCAGCCUGAGCGGGCCGCUGGCGGGCGGCGCGGCCGGAGCGGGGACCCGCGACGUGGGCGACGGCAGCAGCACGUCGAGCGCCGGCAGCGGCGGCAGCCCCGACCACCACCACCACGUCCCGCCCCCGCUGCUGCCCCCCGGGCCGCACAAGGCCCCGGACGGCAAGGCUGUCGCAACACGCAGGUCCCUGGACGACCUGUCGGCGCCACCGCACCACCGAAGCAUCCCCAACGGCCUGCACGAUCCCUCGUCCACCUACAUCAGGCAGCUGGAGACCAAGGUGAAGCUGCUGGAGGGUGACAAGCUCCUGGCACAGCAGGGUGAAGGCCAGGACCUCGCUCUGGCAGUGGAAGCCUCCGACCAGCGGGUCAGCAGCCUUCAGGCAGGCUCCGGAGAGUUCCGGACACUGCGGAAAGGCUUCUCCCCGUACCACUCGGAGUCCCAGCUCUCCAGCCUGCCGCCCUCCUACCAGGAUGCCCUGCAGAAUGGCCCGGCCUGCACGGUUCCCGAGCUGUCCCCGCCGCCCUCGGGUGGCUACAGCUCUGCGGGACAGAAGCCCGAGGCUGUCGUACACGCGAUGAAGGGCCUCCGGGUGCGCCCUGCGGUGCAUCUCCCACCAUGGCAUCCCCAUCCCUUCACGUGUAUGCGCGCCGUGGACGCAGUGCACGGUCCCCCGGGUGUGAGGCCUGGCACGGCUGCACAGACACGGCACACUCGCGCCUGUGCGGGCGGUGACCGGGACACACCCCUGACGUGCAUGAGCCGGGCCGCCCUGAGGCCCAAGUGGGGGCCCGGGGGCGGAGUCCUAGAGGUACAUGAGAACCUGGACCGGCAGCUCCAGGACAGCUGUGAGGAGGACCUGAGUGAGAAGGAGAAGGCCAUCGUCCGAGAGAUGUGCAACGUGGUCUGGAGAAAACUGGGAGAUGCCGCCAGCUCCAAGCCCUCCAUCCGGCAGCACCUGUCUGGAAACCAGUUCAAAGGGCCUUUGUAGGGCCGUUCCCCUGUGGACGUGGACUGGCCCUGCCUGGGGUCCCCAGACGUGGGCAGGCCCUCGCGCCGAGCCACUGUCUCCUUUUUCCGUGGUGAAUUGUACAUAGGACGCUGCCUGCUGUGGCCUGGCUGCCGGGGGUGCGACUCCAUUUCCCACCUCUCACACACCAGCAAACCGGGAAGACUAUUCCCCGCAGCAGAGCGGCCUGGACAACCUCGUUCCUGCUCAGGGGCCUGGGCUCUGGGCUCCAUUGGCGAGAGGCUGAGGCUGCUCAGAGAUGUCCGGCCCAGGAACCGUGCCGGGCUGUGCCCAGCCUUGGUGGAGGGGCACCUCAUCAAGACCUCCAUCCCCGGCUGCCACCUGUGCUGGACAGAGGCCGCUGGCAGCUGGACUGAUGCACGGGGCACCACUUCUGACCCGCCUGCUGUGGCCUGAACACUGGCUCCAUAAGCAGUGGGUCCCCAGAGUCGUGGACGAGGAAACUCACCCGCGGCCCUUCCUCUGGCCCCAGGGCCCAGCCUCCCCGCUGCCGGCUCUGCUUGUUUUUAGAGUUCACGCCCCUACCCCUAGCCACACACUCUGCAGUGUCCCCUCACCCUGUCCUAGGCUGUGCCCUAUCCUUUUGGGUCCCUCCUGCCCAGGGCCCGAGGCACCUCCAUUUCUGUGCUUCGCAUCAUGGGCUGUGUGGAGUCUCUGGGCUGGGCCUCUCUCUCUGCAUGGGUGGCACCGGGCCGUGGCCAGGCCUCUGCUCAGGAACGGUUGCCCCCGGAGCUUGGACCCCUCUUGGAUCACUGUGGACGGAGUUGCGUGGCCGUAGGUGAAGGAGUUCUGCCCUCCUUGGGAGGAGCCCUGCUUGGCUCUGGUUUUCAUUUUCCUGUGUGACCCUCAGCAAGUCACUCAGCCUCUCUGGGCCCCUGGUCGGGAAAGGAGGGCUCAGAGGUUCGAGGCCAUCAGCUCUAGUCAGCCUGUAUCCUCACUCACAGCACGCGAGCCAACGGGGUCCUCCUGCUGGAGAGGCGGCUGGUGGGUGGGCUGGGAGGGGCGGAGGCCCCAGCUGAGUUCCGCUGCCUUGCUGCCUCCUCUCGGUGGACGGUCACCUCCCUUCCUGAGCCUCAAGUCCUCCCCUGCAGGGUGGGCAGCCUAAGGUCCUCCUUGCAGGGCUCUGGGGAUCAAGUAAGACCUUCAGUGUAAAAGGAUCGUGUAUAAACUGUAAAGCGAGACAUGUAAAUUUUAAAGUUUGUGUGCGAGGGCAGUGAGGCCCUGAGGGCGUAAGUGAUCAGUGGCGUAUCACAGACGAGAUCCCAGAGCCUGGAGGGCGGGGACAGGCCGCUGUUGUAACCAGCCCCCGUCCACCCGCUGUCUGCAGUUCCUCCCCCAUCGCUGGACUCCAGUGGUCAUUAGAACUCUGUGCGCGGGCGAGCGAAGAGCCCGAGAGGCUGGCUUGGCACCGGACAGGCCUCAUCCGAGGCUCACGCGAGGGAUGGGGACCAGGUGAGGGGACGGACCAGGCUGCCCCGUCCCUCUCCCCGGCGGGGACGCUGAGCCGUCCCCACCGCCUGUCUGCCAUCGGCACCCUUGGGUCGACACUCGGGAAAGGCCCGCGGCCCUCACUGUGCCCGAGGAGUGCUGAACGGGUGCCGGUGACGGCGUCGGGCACGGCCCUCUUGCCCUGGGUGUUACAGGAAGCUAUGGGCUCUCUGGAAGGAGCUGGUCCCUAGGUCAUGUGGUGAGUUCCCUGUCAUUAGGGGUGUGCACUUGGAGCUGGGUGAACAUCCUCGGUCAUGUUCUGGGUGACUUCUGCCCGGGUGGGCAGUCAGCUGGAGGGCAGAGGCCCCCUCCCGGGUCCUGGAGUCCAAAGAACCGUGGAGCAGCUCGACGGGGGGCUGGGUCUCUUGGGUGGGAGCCACAUCUGAGAACCCGUGUGUCACGUCUGGGUCAGGCUGGCUUGCCCACCACUGAAAAUAAGCAAUAACUCAGGUGUCCUGGUGACUGCAGGUCUCCUGCAAACGGACCCAGGGAAGAACAGCCUCCAAGGGACCUUUCCCUGCCAGAGGGAGGUGACCCUGUCCCCUAGUGCUGCGGUGGCCUCCGGGGAGUGGGUCAGGCGUUCCCUCCAGAAGCAGCCUCCCGCCCGCCAUGGAGGCAGCACCAGCCGGUGCCGACGUCUCCUUCCUGCCCCUGCCUGUGUCCCGGAGCCAGCACUGCAUGGGAAUGGCUUUUGAGGGCAGAAUCGUACCUGUGACGGCAUCUCUUUUAACGUAAGCUGUCGAAAAGCCUGCAGCGCCUCUGCGCGCCCCACGCCGGCCUGGGGCCCAGCUGCAGCGGGAGCCCACGGCUGGGAGGAGGGUCCCGGGGGCCAGCUCGGGGUGAGUCCCUGCUCUGCCACUAGCAGGGAGUGUGCAGGGGGUGACACCGGCGAACCUCCCAUCUGGAGCCUCAGCUCUGAGAGCUCGUGGUGGGGUGUUGCUGAACCUGAUGUCCUUUCAUAAACACACUGUUUCUAGCGCCCGAAGCCCCGUGUGACACCUGUGCUGUGGCUUCCUUUCCCACUGUGAUGGAUGUCACCCUUCCAGCCUCAUCCCAGGUGGCCAAGCCCAUCCUGGAGUCGGAAUCCACUGAGCAUAUUUUUAUCCAAAAGUUAUUAGCCACACAUCAGUGUUGUUUAAAGAGAAAAAAGUGACCUUUUUUUUUUUUCUUGAAAACUUGAGAGGAAACAAUACAUACUACUGACUUUUUUUUUUUUAAGAAACAAAGGAAAUGCAUGACUGCAGAGCGGGAGAGGUGUAUAUUUUUCAUAACGUGGGGGAAGUACUCGUGCUGCUCUCUGGGAAUGGGCGGACCGCCUGGCCCCUGGCCCCAGGCCGGCAGCCGCGCUCUAUCUACCUUCUGUCGGAUGUGACCGCCCGAGUACUGGGGCCGCCCCCUCCCCAGCUCUGGGCAGAGCUGGGAGCCCUGGACUCCUGUGCCCGUUUCUACCUUCUAUUGAACCACUUUGAUUUGGGGAGAGAAAAAAAAUUAGAACUUUUUGAUAGUGUGGUAAAAACAUUGAUUUGAACUAUUUUAGUAAAAGGAGUAACAGAAGAUUGUGAUAGUGUAUACUUUGCGCUAGAUAAAUAAAGGCUCUUGCAAGCCUC
Messenger RNA from Aethalodelphis obliquidens (Pacific white-sided dolphin), 4946 nucleotides. RefSeq names its product coiled-coil domain containing 85C (gene CCDC85C). The record is from RefSeq and is a predicted model, not a curated record. Gene Ontology annotation, cellular component: apical junction complex. Bases 253 to 1812 code for a protein of 519 amino acids. Lineage: Eukaryota; Metazoa; Chordata; Mammalia; Artiodactyla; Delphinidae. The transcript is spliced from 8 exons.